UCCUGAAACUAGGAGUUUUUGUUUUAAGUUAAUGCGAUGGGCAAGUGGAAAAAAGUUAAACUUGAUGACGCUUUUGCAUCUGGGUGGGACGAUAAUGCUUUUUGCCUGGGAAUAGAAGAGUUCGAUGAAACUGAUUUGAAGAACGAUCCGAAACCUGUUCAAGAUGAAAGUCAGUUUCCUGGAAAUGCCAAGAAGAGGAAGAAGACCAAAAAACUGGAAUCUUUGAAGGAGGAACAGCAGAAUAUAACUAAAAAAUCUCGUUUCUCAGAGAGGCAAGUUUCGAUAUCCAGUGAAAAGAAGAAAGCCAAGUCUAAAGUUUCAAAUGAUUUUUUCGACAAGGAGGGAAGUGAUGUUGAAGAUACAGUGGAUUUGACAGCCAGUGUAACAUCGGAAAUUAAUACAAAACAAACUUUAAAAGAUCAGUCGGAUAAACUAUCUGAUAAAACUAUUGUUGUCAAGGAUAGAACUUUAAUUAAUGAAAAACUGGCCAAAGUGACAAAAAAGAAGAAUAAGAAAAAGAAAGCUAAGGGAGGUUCUGUCAAUGAAGCAACUGCUCACGAAAGCUGGGCUGAAGUUGGAAAUAGGGUUGAAGAAAACGUUCGAGAUCAAGAAACCUCACCCGACAAAGUAUGGAAAGAUGUCUGCGGAGUUCCAGCUUCGGUUUUAGAUAAUUUGCAAAGACUGAAGUUUAUAACUCCUACUGAAAUUCAAAGAAAAAUUUUACCGAUUGCAGUUGACGGAAAAUUUGACAUCAUUGGAGCCGCGGAAACUGGAAGUGGUAAAACUCUUGCCUACGUCAUUCCUGCUAUAAAGCGCAUUUUAGAAGUAAGAUCUGGCUCUGGUCAAGUGAAAGGACCUAAAGUUCUGAUUAUACUACCUACGAGAGAACUUGCAGUGCAAGUCACCCAGCAUGUAAAAGAGGUUAUAGUGGGAGUUGUGCCGAAGAUAAGCUACGUGACUAUUGUAGGUGGUCUCGCUGUUCAUAAACAAGAAAGAGUUUUGAAAAAAGGAGCACCAGAUAUAAUUAUCGCAACUCCUGGAAGACUGAAUCAGCUUCUGAAUGGAAGUGAUAUUGAGCAUCUAAGCUUGCUGAUGAAUGUACGUUGUUUAAUUUUGGAUGAAGCGGAUCGACUUUGCGAGGCGGGUCAUUUCAAAGACUUGGAAAACAUUUUGAAGUUUGUAUACUCAAAGAGUAAAGCGAAUAACGAAGAGUUGGACGAAGAAGAACUUGCAACAGAAAGUAGAAAGGUUCGUAAAAAAAGGCAAACGUUGGUACUCAGUGCUACAUUGACUGUUGCGAAUAAAAAUAGUGCGCUCGGUAAAUCAAUAUCUUCAGAUCCAACUAUAGCAGCAAUUGCUCCAGUGCUGACUAAGUUAACUUUUUCAAAUCCACUCAAAGUUGUCGACAUUACACGAUCAGUGGUAACUGCUGAGAAUUUAACUGAGCAGAAAAUUCUUUGCGAAGCUGACGAAAAAGAUCUUUAUUUGUAUUAUUGUUUGAAAACUUUACCAGAAGGACGCAAGCUAAUUUUCGCUAAUUCCAUUGAUCAUAUUCGUCGAUUGCAUUCACUGUUUACUUUGUUACAGUUUCCAUGCAGAUGUUUGCAUGCUCAUAUGCAGCAACGUCAAAGACUUAAAAAUUUAGAAGCAUUCGCGAAGUCUGAAGACAGCGUUUUGUUUUGCACCGACGUGGCGUCCAGGGGACUUGAUAUUAAAAACGUGAGACAUGUCCUGCAUUACCAUCUCCCUAAAACUUACGAAACGUACGUGCACCGAAGUGGCCGAACUGCUAGAAGUGGUUUAGACGGUACCUCGAUAAUGCUCGUGUCUCAGCCAGAAGUUAAACUGUUUGUUAAAAUUUUGACAUCACUUAAUAAGAAGGAAGACAGCAUUGAAACUAUUCAAAUUGAUGCCAAGAUAGUUAAAAAUUUGAGUUCGAAGUUACAAGUUGCUCAAGAAAUUGAGCAGAUUGAACAUCGAAACCAAAAAGUGACUAAGGAAAAAUCUUGGGUUUCUAAUUUGGCCAAAGAGAUGGAUAUUGAGUUCGAAGAGGAUGAAAAAUUGACAGAACACAAAUCGACCAAAAAGUUGGAAAAUUUGAAAAUGCAGCUCAGUCAAAUGCUCGCUAUGAAAAGUGUCGACAAGCCAGCUGUUAAUAUAAGAAACCCUUGUGCAUAUAUAUCAGACUUGAAUUAAUUUUCUCAGCUCAGA
Symsagittifera roscoffensis is the source of this 2211-nucleotide messenger RNA. RefSeq names its product ATP-dependent RNA helicase ddx24-like. NCBI's taxonomy places the organism in Eukaryota, Metazoa, Xenacoelomorpha, Acoela, Convolutidae. Gene Ontology annotation, molecular function: ATP binding; nucleic acid binding. The record is from RefSeq and is a predicted model, not a curated record. Bases 37 to 2196 code for a protein of 719 amino acids. The transcript has a single exon.